Messenger RNA from Cercocebus atys (sooty mangabey), 1915 nucleotides. It is a transcript of the gene BOLA1, whose product is annotated as bolA family member 1. Lineage: Eukaryota; Metazoa; Chordata; Mammalia; Primates; Cercopithecidae. The transcript is spliced from 2 exons. Gene Ontology annotation, cellular component: mitochondrion. Bases 1178 to 1591 code for a protein of 137 amino acids. The record is from RefSeq and is a predicted model, not a curated record.
GAAAAAACAAAGACAAAAAUAUAUAUAUAAGCGUAAAAGUUAAGAAUCAUCCUGGAAAAAUUACAUCCUGUUAUAUCCCUGCUUAAAACCUCAGUAGCUUCCCACUACUUCUAGGAUAAAGACAAAAUUGCCUAACAAGGGCUACAAAGCCUUGGGAGGUCUGGGCCCUUCCUCUCCUCCCGGUACCCUACUCAUCACCAUCACCUGCUCCCUAGGCUCCAACCACACAUAACCACACCCUAACUACACCAGAAAGACUCCCUCAAAAUUCUCUCUCCCCUUGUCCUUUACACAUGUGGCUACCACAGCCAAAACCUCACUAUGAGGGACUGAGAAUGGAUUUUCAUGUUGUUUCUGCCAAACUGUUUCCCUAAAUCUCGGAAAUAUUCUCUGCCCGCCCCUCAUUCCACCUCUCCAACCCCGGCCAAGUUUGGAUAACUUGCCUCCGUAGCAUCCUGUGUUUAUCUCAUCGUAGCACUUAGUACCCAGUACUGCAAUUGUCCGCUCACUUGUUAGUCUUCAGUGCUCUGUGAACUCCUUGAAGACAGGGUCUGACUUGACUCUCCAGUCCCCAGCACUAGUCUGGGGCACAGUAAUUAUGUAUUCAAUCAGACUUCCAUUUUCUUGUAUAUAAAAUAAAGGAAUUGGGCUAGAUGAUCUACAAUAUCUAUUGGCAGUAAAAUAGAUCUAAUAAUCCCAACCCCAGCUGCGCGUGAAAUCCCUUUUUCUUCGCGUUGCUGGGUUCAGAGUUUCUGACGACCUUACCGGCGGGGAGAAUCCGAGACUACAGUUCCCAUGAUCCCUUAGGGCACCAUGUGGUGCCUGCCCGUCCUACUAACGCACAGCAAGGACUCCAUUUCCCAGCGUGCCUCAGGAAGGGCGCCAGGACUGCGUUUUGCUCCGGAGCGUCCGGAGACCUGGCCUUGAGCGGGAAUCGCAGUAUCCGAGGCUGAACGGCAGCUGGAGGUCGAAUUCACCGUGUCACGUAGAGAAAAGGGGCGGUGUCUCGGGUCUCCCCGUGUGGCGUCAAGGCGGUCUCCUGACAGAAGCUGGUGUGGACAUCUGGGCGUGGGGUUAGAGUGGAUGCGGGGGUCGCGGGGCGGGUGUUGACACUGUGCUCUCACCGGGCGGAUCAUCUCGACCCUCACUCCUGGUGUCUGUGUCUCUGGCGUAGCCGAUGCUGAGUGGGCGCCUGGUCCCAGGUCUGGUCUCCAUGGCUGGCCGGGUCUGUUUGUCCCGGGGCAGCGCGGGAUCCGGGGCCAUCGGUCCAGUGGAGGCCGUCAUUCGCACCAAGUUGGAGCAGGCCCUGAGCCCCGAGGUGCUGGAGGUUCGCAACGAGAGCGGUGGCCACGGGGUCCCGCCUGGCAGUGAGACGCACUUCCGCGUGGCUGUGGUGAGCUCUCGUUUCGAGGGACUGAGCCCCCUACAACGACACCGGCUGGUCCACGCAGCACUGGCGGAGGAGCUGGCAGGGCCGGUCCAUGCACUGGCCAUCCAGGCACGGACCCCUGCCCAGUGGAGAGAGAACUCUCAGCUGGACACUAGCCCCCCAUGCCUGGGUGGGAACAAGAAAGCUCUAGGAACCCCUUGAACCCUAAGAGAGGGGGAGGACCAGCAUCCGAAUGGGCUGAGUGAGCACGAACUACUGAGGCCUUCCCUUCGAUCCAGUCCAGGAUUUGUAAGGGAUGAAGACCCCUGAGCCCUAUUCUGUUGGGGUCCGUACAUAUUCUCCAAAGAUAGCAACUUGCUUCAGGUCAAAGUGAACCCAAGAAAAGAGAAGAAUCACUCACUACUGCUCUUGCCCUGGACUAUUCAGGAAGGGCAACCCAGAUGUUCCAUGUUAAAUCGUGACAGAACUGCACCAAACCUGAUGAGUUGGAAACAAUCCUAUACAUUAAAAGAAAUUACACUAUGA